Amblyraja radiata (thorny skate) is the source of this 1551-nucleotide messenger RNA. It is a transcript of the gene sugct, whose product is annotated as succinyl-CoA:glutarate-CoA transferase. The coding region runs from base 1 to 1299 and encodes 432 amino acids. The record is from RefSeq and is a predicted model, not a curated record. Gene Ontology annotation, molecular function: succinate-hydroxymethylglutarate CoA-transferase activity. Gene Ontology annotation, cellular component: mitochondrion. Lineage: Eukaryota; Metazoa; Chordata; Chondrichthyes; Rajiformes; Rajidae. The transcript is spliced from 14 exons.
AUGAGCCUUGUUUCCGGGGCGAGGACUUUGCUGCGGCGCCGGGCGGCGGCGGCGGGAUGGAGGCGGGCCUGUGGGCAGCGGGGUGCAGGAAAUGUGAAACCAUUAGAAGGAAUAAAAGUACUAGAUCUCACAAGAGUGUUAGCAGGACCAUUUGCCACAAUGAUCUUGGGAGAUCUGGGUGCAGAAAUCAUCAAAGUAGAAAGACCAGGAUCUGGUGAUGAAACAAGAGCCUGGGGUCCACCGUUCAUGGGAACAGAAAGUGUCUACUUCCUGAGUGUCAAUCGAAAUAAAAAGAGCAUAGCAGUGAAUCUGAAGAGCUCUCAUGGGGUCCAAAUAAUAAAAGAUUUGGCAUCUGUUUGUGAUGUAUUGAUCGAAAAUUAUGUUCCUGGGAAACUAGCAGAAAUGGGCCUUGGAUACACAGAUAUAGAAGCGAUUGCUCCACAUAUAGUAUACUGUUCAAUUUCAGGUUAUGGACAAACUGGCCCAAUGUCCCAGCGCGCAGGCUAUGAUUCAGUCGCGUGUGCUGUGUCUGGUCUUAUGCACAUAACUGGCCCACAGGAUGGCGAACCUGUUAGGCCUGGAGUAGCCAUGACUGACCUUGCCACAGGUUUAUACAGUCACGGAGCUAUCAUGGCGGGACUGCUGCAGAGAGAGAAGACGGGGAGAGGUUUAUAUAUUGACUGCAACUUGCUUUCAUCCCAGGUUGCUUGCCUAACCCAUGUUGCGGCAAAUUAUCUCACUGGUGGUAGAGAAGCAACGCGAUGGGGGACAGCACAUGAGAGCAUUGUUCCGUACCAGGCUUUUAAGACAAAAGAUGGCUAUCUCGUAGUUGGAGCUGGAAAUGAUCAGCAGUUUGCAAUUGUUUGCAAGAUCUUAUCUUUACCUGCAUUAAGUGAUGAUCAGAGAUACAAGACGAACAAGCUCCGGGUACAGAAUAGAAGAGAACUAAUUAAUGUCCUGUCUGCAAGAUUUUCAGAAAAGACAACAGAAGACUGGUUGCAACUGUUUGAAGGUAGUGGUGUACCAUAUGGUCCAAUAAACAGCAUUCAGAAAGCAUUCUCCGAACCUCAGGUUAUACACAAUGAUCUCAUUUUAGAAAUGGACCAUCCAACUGCAGGGAGCAUAGCUGUUCCAGGUCCUGCGGUUAGAUUCAGUGACUUCAAGAUAUCAAACCCAAAGCCACCGCCUUUAAUUGGACAGCACACUGUUGAAGUAUUGAUGACUCUGCUGGGAUACAGUGAGAGCUUCAUCAAUGAACUGCUCGCAGCUGGAACAGUCACCCAGCAUGAAUUGGACUGAAGGCUAAUCUGCAUCAUAAAAGUAGUUUUGAUCUUUCUGAGAUAACCAUUUUCAUACUUUAAUCACAAUCUUUUAGAAUUGCUUACAACUAAUGAAUCAAGGUAAAUGACACUCCAGAUAGACACUAGCAGAUGCUGGUUUAAACCAAAGGUAGACACAAUAGACAAUGGGCAAUAGACAAUAGGUGCAGGAGUAGGCCAUUCGGCCCUUCGAGCCAGCACCGCCAUUCAAUGUGAUUAUGGCUGAUCAUCC